This is a messenger RNA of Aspergillus calidoustus, 1095 nucleotides long. The record is from the annotation of a GenBank genome assembly. NCBI's taxonomy places the organism in Eukaryota, Fungi, Ascomycota, Eurotiomycetes, Eurotiales, Aspergillaceae.
AUGGCGGAAGCCCACACCAAGAGCCCCUUCUCACGCACCCUCCCUGAACGCCUCCGCGCAAAACCCAAACACAAGAACAUCCAGAAGGCGAGAUUAAAGCACGGCUCCCGGCCUGCUUCCCCUCCCCCGCCGCCAUUUUCCGUCCUCCCGCCCCCGCAAGACGCGGCCUCCUCCCCCUUCCUCACCCGCUUCUUCGCCCUCCCCACCGAAAUCCGCCUGCAAAUCUACCGCCUCCUCCUUGUCCGCCCCUGCAAAUUCGACCUCACCCACAAAUUCGGCUGCCACACUGGUAUCGUCGGGUUUCCCGCGGCCAUCUUCGAUGAUCUUUAUUACAUGCCGACAUUCCGCUGCGCCGAUUGCGCCACGUGGAGAUGGAGAACGCAGGAGACCGAGGAAGCACUUAGCACAGAUACGCCCGCGCGAAGCGCAUGGGCGCGUCCUAAGCGGAACCCCUACCUCUGUGACCGCUGCUACCCGGAAAUGCAGUACCGUCUCGGGCUGGAGAAGUGGCCGCACAUGAUGGAAUAUCUGCACUGCCUGUGUGCGCGACGCGAAAAUCUCGGCGUGCUGCUCAUCAACCGACGGAUUUACGACGAGGCGUGGCCGAUCUUCUGGGCGGAGAAUACAUUCGCGUUCGAGAGCGGGCGGCUCAUUGUUGAUUUCCUCGAGGAGAUUCCCGAGGAGAAGAGGGCGAGGAUUCGAUCGAUUGCCUUGCUCUCGCCGAAACAGCAGCCGAUGGGUACCGAAGAGGAGGAAUUGCGAGACUGCUGGCCGCUACUACGCGCGUGCACGGGGCUACGAGAAUUAGAGCUUGAUGCUGGCCUGCUGAAUAGCAGAGACUUUGUCCGGGAGCUGCGAACGCUCCGGGCUGGGAAGGUGCGGUUCAUCGAAAAGUCCAAGCAUAUCGGGUUCGACUCGUAUGACCAGGGCUAUCGCGAGCGGAAGGUGACCCCCUGGCUUGCGUAUCGGCGCGAGUAUACGGAUGAGCUUUCGGAGCUCCUGGUAACGAGUAUGACGCAGGAGGUCGUUGAUGAGGAGCCGAUCGGCCGGGCUUGGGGGAAACGGCCCCGGAUAAUGCCCGAUGAGGAGGAUUGA